Messenger RNA from Micromonas pusilla CCMP1545, 1056 nucleotides. RefSeq lists its product as uncharacterized. Gene Ontology annotation, cellular component: endoplasmic reticulum lumen. NCBI's taxonomy places the organism in Eukaryota, Viridiplantae, Chlorophyta, Mamiellophyceae, Mamiellales, Mamiellaceae. The transcript is spliced from 2 exons. Bases 1 to 1056 code for a protein of 351 amino acids. The record is from RefSeq and is a predicted model, not a curated record. Gene Ontology annotation, biological process: retrograde protein transport, ER to cytosol; endoplasmic reticulum unfolded protein response.
AUGCCGUCGUUAUCGCGCGUCGUCCCCGUCCUUCUCCUCCUCCUCCUCCUCCUCCACGCGUGUCUCCUCGGCGUCCUCGUCGCGCCCGCGGACGCGAAAAUGAUCGAGCUCAAGACCUCCGCGGGCGCGACCGUGCACGCCGUGCAGCUGGACGUCCCCGCGUUCGCGGUCGCGGACGAGCUCGAAGACGCGUACGUGAUCGCGAUGAGCGCGAAGCGCAAAGCCGAGCCGCUGUCCGAGGACGAGAGAGCGAAGGUGAGGAACGCGGAGGCGGUGAUCACGACCGAUCACCGCGGGAUCCGGUACUUUUGCACGCUGCCGAGGUCGGCGGCCGGGGCGGCAGCCGGCGCCGGCGCCGACGCCGGCGAAGAAGCGCGCGCGGGGUCCUCGUCGUCGAUCGGCGAGCUCCUCGACGAUUUAAAGAACCAAUGCUUCUAUCGCAUCGAGGGCUGGUGGACGUACGAGUUCUGUCACGGGAAAGGCAUCCGGCAGUAUCAUCAGGACGACAAUCAGGUCGUCACCGCGACGUUUUCGCUCGGCGCUUUCGACGCCGCCGCCACGCGCGCGGCGCACGACGCGCGCGGCGAAGUCGCGGCGGCGACGUCCGCGGGGUCCGGCGGAGAGGCCACCGCGCCGUACCACGCGCACGUGUUCACCGGCGGGACGCCGUGCGAUCUGACGGACUUGGAGCGAGAGACGGAGGUCAGGUUCACGUGCGCGCGGCAGAGCGCGGGAGGGGGAGUCGGCGUUGAAAGCGGCGACGCGGAGAGAGAAAAACUAAACGCCGCCGACGCGAACGUCAACGCGAUCGAGAGGAUCGACGAGGCGUCGACGUGUCGCUACACGAUGACGUUCACGACGCCGUCGCUGUGCGCGCACGACGCGUUCCGGACGAAAGAGCAGGUCGUGCGCGACAUCGUGUGCAGGCGGUUCGACGCGGAGGGCGGGGAGGAGGAGGAGGAGGCGCGCGGCGGAUCAGGCGGGAGCGGCGGCGACGGCUUCGAGGAAGACGCCGAGGCGGUGUUUUCGCGACGGGGCGCCGACGGCGAGCUGUAG